GAGCCUCAAUGAGACUCUGUGAAAAGUCAAGUGUCUCCCUGUCCUCUCCAACCAGUAAAGAACUACUGCAAAGACCUCGGUCAUCAGAAGUAAUCAAACACAGAAAAAAACUCACACCAGAGGAUAAAGGGAAACCUGCUUCAGCCUGUAGGCAUACACACAAAUAUCUGCCACCUACAGAGACAUACACACCUCUUAAAGAUGACUCUGGACCAACAUCACCAGCUUCAGGUGCACGUCGAUGUGAAGAAACUGACAAACACAGUCCAGCAGGUGUCCCUGUCUGUGAGCGCUGGCUGUGUCUUCCUGAUGAGGUGUGGCUGUCCAUCCUGUCUCUGCUGCCUCACAGUGAUCUCAGCAGAGUGCUGCAGGUCUGCAGCCGCCUGCACACACUGGCUACUGAUCACACACUCUGGAGAAAUCUGAGGAUUGAAAACGCCACCCUGACGGAGCGGUGGUUGCUUUGUGUGGGCAGACGUCGUCUUCACUGUCUGAGUCUGUACAGCUGCAGUGGCCUGUCUCUCACCUCGUGUGGGCUGGAGAUGUUUUUCACUCUGUGUAGAAACUCUCUGGAGGAACUCAAGGUCACAAGUUGCACUGGUCCUGGUCUCCAUGGUGACCAGAUGCUGCCUCUGAUUGGCCAGCUGUGUCAUCAUAUGACCAGUGUGGACGUGAGCUGGAGUGGAGCAACGGACACAGGAGUGAAAGCUCUGAGUGACUGCUGCCCAGGGAUGCGACUAAAAUCUGUUGUCCUAAAUGGCUGUCAGGUCACUGAUGACCCACUGAUGAAGCUCGUCAUGAGACACAAAGAAAGUCUGUGCAGACUGGAGGUGUUUGGCUGUCAGUUCCUCUCUCCAUCUUGUCUGCAGACAGUAUAUGAGAUGUGUCCCGACCUCCAGCAUCUAAACAUCGGACAGGUGCCAAAAGUUAACGCACACAGUCUCACAGUGAUGAUAUCACGGCUCAAAUGUCUCAUUGUGCUAAAUCUCACUGGACUACAGGCAGUUACCGAUGCCAUAGUGGACACUUUGCUUCAGAACUGUGUUGAAAUUCAGAGUUUGACUUUGAGUUGCUGUCCAGGAGUCACUGACCUCACACUGCACAGCAUCAGCAAAUACACACCUUGUAUCAGAUCUCUGGAUGUGAGUGGCUGUAAGGCGGUAACAGAUGCAGGAGUUCAGUCUCUGGCUCUGGGAUGCAGAAGACUUCAGCAGCUCAAUCUCAGCUCCACUGGCACAGGAAACAGAGGGGUUACUCUACUGGCAAAUUACUGCAGCGGGCACCUCCAUACUGUCAAACUCAGUUUCUGCCACAUCACCUCAGAGAGUAUACUGAAGCUCUGCAGACGCUGCAAGAGGUUGAAGGUGCUCCAUCUCUACGGCUGUGCUCAUCUCCCUGCUGAGAGAGAGAUCAGAGAAGUUAACACUACUGUUAAAGUUUACCCUGUGACGUGACUCACACGCAAACAUCUGCACACAAAUGGACAGAUAUGCACAAUGUAUCAAAGACCAAAACUUGAAUGAGUAUUGGGAGAUAAUCCUAAA
Molecule: messenger RNA, 1544 nt
Organism: Epinephelus lanceolatus (giant grouper)
Lineage: Eukaryota; Metazoa; Chordata; Actinopteri; Perciformes; Serranidae
Biological process (GO): SCF-dependent proteasomal ubiquitin-dependent protein catabolic process
Cellular component (GO): SCF ubiquitin ligase complex
Molecular function (GO): protein binding
Source: RefSeq, a predicted model, not a curated record